AGCCAGACCAGCAGCAAUUCUGACAAUCUUGGAACAUUGUGGAGCUUCUAAAGCUUCUAAUAAAAGUCUAGCUUGCUGUUGAUAUCUCUAAUGGUGAAUUUGCACCGAUUGUUCAAUUUUAGGAGUGUAGGCGCGGAGAAAUAGUAAGGUAAUAACUGUUCGCCCUUGGCUCCCCAUUCAGCCUGCUGCGGCGCUGCCUCACUGACGUCGGCGGCCCCAGCCACAGUCCCGCCCACUUGGGCUCGUUCAAUUGUCGAUCGUGGCUGCGCCUUGAAUGAACGCCGCCCAUCAUCACCCCAACGAGCGCAUCAUCAUCCUACGACCCAUCUACCACAGCACUCGCGAGAAGCUCACCAAACCGACACUGCCUUAAGACACCCACACAGCGAAGCGAUCACACAUAAUUACGACCAUCAACCACCGGCAACAUGUCUUGGGCGGGGUUCAAGAAGAAUGUGAACCGCGCGACGACGCAGGUGAUGAUGAAGACGGGUCAUGUCGAGAAGACCAACGAUCGCGACUAUGAAGUGGAGGAAAGACGAUUCAAGACAAUGGAGGCUGCCUCGCUACAACUACAAAAGCACUCGAAAGGCUACCUGGACUCGUUGCGAGCCAUGACUGCCUCUCAAAUGCGAAUUGCCGAAACAAUCGAUGCCUUCUACGGCGACUCUGGCGCGAAAGACGGCGUGUCCCGCUCCUACAAACAGGCAGUCGAAGAUCUCGACGCCGAAACAAUCAAGGCUCUCGACGGCCCCUACCGCACAACCGUUCUCGACCCCAUCACGCGAUUCUGCGCUUACUUCCCCGACGUGAACGAGUGUAUCAAGAAACGAUCACACAAGCUCCUGGACUACGAUGCUCUGCGCGCCAGAGUAAAGCGUCUCGCCGAGAAACCCGACAAGGACGCGACCAAGCUCCCACGGACGGAGAAGGAGAUGGAGAUGGCCAAAGCAGCGUAUGAGCAGCUUAACGAGCAGUUGAGCAGUGAACUGCCGCAGUUGAUAGAGCUGCGCGUGCCGUAUCUCGACCCGACGUUUGAAGCGCUUGUCAAGAUCCAGCUGAGGUUCUGCGCCGAGGCGUACUCACGGAUGGCGCAGGUUCAACAGUACCUGGACGCGGACACGAGAGACCAGUAUGCAGAGGGACAUCUCGACGCAAGGGUGGAGCAGGUGUUACAGGAGAUUCGGGAGUUGAGCAUCAGUGGCACCGUCUGAGCCAAGCGGGAGGGUUUUGCUGUUGUACCAAUUGCAUGGAUAAUGAUGGUUGAUGUUGGCACAUG
Emericellopsis atlantica is the source of this 1279-nucleotide messenger RNA. Its product is annotated as BAR domain-containing protein. Gene Ontology annotation, biological process: plasma membrane tubulation; actin filament organization; endocytosis. Gene Ontology annotation, cellular component: Rvs161p-Rvs167p complex; actin cortical patch; medial cortex. The record is from RefSeq and is a predicted model, not a curated record. Bases 429 to 1214 code for a protein of 261 amino acids. NCBI's taxonomy places the organism in Eukaryota, Fungi, Ascomycota, Sordariomycetes, Hypocreales, Bionectriaceae. The transcript has 4 exons. Gene Ontology annotation, molecular function: lipid binding; protein binding.